AGACAAACACUCACAGGAUCUCAUGACAAGAUCAAACUGUUGCUUAACACUUUGUGUGUCAGUUUAUUUCUGUUGAAAGUCACACAAUUGACUUACAGGAAGUGUCAAUGUUCAGAGUGUGAAUUAAUCAGAAAAAAAGGAAAAUAUAAGCGAAGAAAGUUGGUGAUGAUGACACUUAAAGAUGAGCAGUUAUUUUAGCUGACAGAGUUUCGCUUCACGUGACUACAGAGCAGCUUCACAUCAGCGUCUGUCAUUUAUUACUGAAGCAGUUUUGAAGAGUUUGUAUCUUCAUUUUUGUGGACUGAAACCGCUGAAGAUGAUUCACACAGUUUUGCUCUGUUUGUGUUUGUGGCGUCUGGAUGACCAUUAGUAUGUAGUACUAUAUUCUGUCACCUUUGAUUGGGUGGACCAGCACCACCCUGGCCCUUAUGUGGCCUUGCCUCUGGUUUGAGUGUGACAUUAUUCUUGUUAGAGUGUUUGGAGUUAAUGGUGUUUGGCCAGUGUCAGUAAACCAGGGAGAUUCAGUCACUCUAAAUCUUACUGAAAUGCAGGAUGAUAAUCAGAUUCAGUGGAAGUUUGGAUAUAGAAUCACUUUAAUAGCUAAAAUCGAUAAACAGACCAACAGCUUCACUGUAUAUGAUGAUGUUCUUGAUGGGAGAUUCAGAGACAGACUGAAGCUGACAAUCAAACUGGAUCUCUGACCAUCACAAACAUCACAAUGAAACAUGCUGGAUAUUAUAAAGUUCUGACCAACAGUGCACAAAAGAGUUUCGACCUCACUGUUUGUGUAGUGAAAGAAAUAUCAGUAAAGAAGGGAGAUUUUGUCACUCUACACAAUGAUCUUACUGAAAUGAAGGAUGAUGAUCGGAUUCAGUGGAGUUUUGAAUAUGGACCUUUAAUAGCUGAAAUCAAUAAAUGGGCCAACAGAAUCACUGUAUAUGAUGAUGUUCUUGAUGGGAGAUUCAGAGACAGACUGAAGCUGGACAAUCAAACUGGAUCUCUGACCAUCACAAACACUGGAACCACACACUCUGGAGUUUAUGAACUAGACAUCAACUACAUGAAGAUGAUUUUCAUUCUUAAUGUUGACGACUCUGUCCACUGUUGUGGUUCUACUGAAGCUGUGAUCCGAUUGGUCCUCUCUGCUCUGGUGGGCGUGGCUACUGUCAUUCUUCUGGUUUAUGACAUCAGAUCCAGAAGAGCUGAACGAGAUCAAGAACAGAUUCACACAUCAGGUGUGUUUGGUGAUGAUGAAGUGUCAGUGAUAGAGGGAAAUUCAGUCACUUUAAACUCUGGUCUUACUGAAAUGAAGGAUGGUGAUGAGAUUCGGUGGAAGUUUGGAAAUGAAAACAUUGUAAUAGCUGAAAUCAAUGUAACAGCCGACAGCUUCACUGUAUAUGAUGAUGUUCUUGAUGGGAGAUUCAGAGACAGACUGAAGCUGGACAAUCAAACUGGAUCUCUGACCAUCACAAACACCACAAUGAAACAGACUGGACUUUAUAAACUACAAAACAACAGUCUGAUCAAGAGUUUCGGUCUUACUGUCUUUGGACUGAGGUUUGUGACAGUGAUUGAGAGAGAUUCAGUUACUCUAAACUCUGAUCUUACUGAAAUGAAGGAUGAAAUGAUUCAAUGGAGGUUUGGAAACACUGUAAUAGCUGAAAUCAAUAAACGAGCCGACAGCUUCACUGUAUAUGAUGAUGUUCUUGAUGGGAGAUUCAGAGACAGACUGAAGCUGGACAAUCAAACUGGAUCUCUGACCAUCACAAACACCAGAACUGAACAUGCUGGAGUUUAUGAGCAACAGAUCAACCAUUUGAAGACAUUUUUCAUUCUCACUGUCAUUUAUGUGAUUGGUGAUACAAAGGUAAUGUCAGUGAUGGAGGGAGAUUCAGUCACUCUAAACACUGAUCUUACUGAAAUGAUGGAUGAUGGGAUUCAGUGGAUGUUUGGAACUGAAAACACUGUAAUCGCUGAAAUCAGUGUAAUGGCCGAAAUCAUCCCUGUAUAUGAUGAUUACGAUGGGAGAUUCAGAGACAGACUGAAGCUGGACAAUCAAACUGGAUCUCUGACCAUCACAAACACCACAACUGAACAUUCUGGACUCUAUAAAGUAAAGAUAAUCAGAAAUAUAGUCAAGCUUUUCAAUCUCGCUGUCUGUGCUCGUCUGCCUGUUCCUGUCAUCAGCAGUAACUCUUCACAAUGUUCUUCAUCAUCAUCAUCAUGUUCAUUGGUGUGUUCAGCUGUGAAUGUGAGUCAUGUGACUCUCUCCUGGUACAAAGGAAACAGUUUAUUGUCCAGCAUCAGUGUGUCUGAUCUCAGCAUCAGUCUCUCUCUACCUCUGGAGGUGGAAUAUCAGGAUAAAAACACCUACAGCUGUGUGCUGAACAAUCCCAUCAGCAACCAGACUCAACAUCUGGACAUCACUCACCUCUGUCACACAUGUUCAGACUCCGUCCACUGUUGUGGUCCUACUGAAGCUGUGAUCCGAUUGGUCCUCUCUGCUCUGGUGGGCGUGGCUACUGUCAUUCUUGUGGUUUAUGACAUCAGAUCCAGAAGAGCUGAACAAGAUCAAGCACAGAUUCACACAUCAGUUUCUUUCUGCACUAUGGAGCACUUGAACACAGUCAAACUCUUAUGCUUUAAGCAGAAGGACUGCUCCCUCGAGAAACAUUUGAAGGAAUUCCUCAGCCUUGUGCCAGCUACAUAUUUCCCGGACAACUGUCUCUGCAGCUUCCUGUAUGCCGGCCUCAACACCGCCACCAAAGAGCAGCUGUCCAGUGAAGGCCCUCAAGAGAGCUUCGCCAGAAGAGUGGGUGCUGGUGUCCUGUGAUUCGCCGCUCACAGUAGACCUCGUCAACGAUGACACCAGCCCCACUAGCUACCCAGUGUCCAGCCAACAACACCCAUACAGCAGCCCGAGCCCACCGCAGGCAACGAGAGUGAAUUCACCGUGAAGUACAAGCCAGUGCAUACAAGAGCGACCGAGCUGAAUAUUACCACGGAGCCUGAGCAACAUGUGUCUGACCAGGUGUGUGAGCCGGCAGCUUCAUCCAUCGCUGAGGGAGUGAAUGUGGAAUUCGUGGGGAUGGAAGUGAGUUCCACCCACCCUCCCGCCACUGAGAGUGAGUGUUUGGCAAUUGCACUAGGGGAAUGUUUUGAUUUUGAAGAGGUUGAAUUUCUACCCCCUAUGUUACCUCCUGAAUUGGUCUGUUAUGUUCUGAACUCUCUGGUUCCGCACAGCCUCCCUCUUCCACAACCUCUCCAAAAUGCUAUUGACACUGCUUUACUUUUUUUGGGAUUUUGUACUGCCCUCCAAGUUCCUCUCCAAUCCCCAACUAAUCCUGCCAUCCAAUCAUCCAGGCUCCGCCUUCUGCAUGCUCCACUCCUUCUCGACCUGUUGCCUUGGCACCUGCGCUCCUUCCUCCCUCGACGUCGGCAGGGACCAUCAGCCUCUCCGGACUCCCUCAGUACAUCGGCUCCACCUGAGUUGGGCAUGACUACACCUACAUUGAGGACUUGCAGGCCGGUUGUUGCUUUUCGCCCCUCCAACCAUUCAGCUUCGGACAGCUCUUCCCUCCCUCAGGCUCCGCCUCCGCCCUCGGUCGCUCCAGCUCGACUUCAGCUCUUCGGAUCCAGUGCCUCCAGAACCUCUUCCUAUGACCUUGUUUUGCCAGUGGUGAAUGUGAGUCAUGUGACUCUCUCCUGGUACAAAGGAAACAGUUUAUUGUCCAGCAUCAGUGUGUCUGAUCUCAGCAUCAGUCUCUCUCUACCUCUGGAGGUGGAAUAUCAGGAUAAAAACACCUACAGCUGUGUGCUGAACAAUCCCAUCAGCAACCAGACUCAACAUCUGGAUAUCACUCACCUGUCACACAUUUUCAGGUACGGCAGUGCUGAUAUUAGAUGCAUUUAUCUUUUUUUAAUUUUGAGUUCCUGAUAGAGAAGACAGUCAGCUUGUUGAAAAUCUCAAUUCUGUUUUAUCACGUUGUUUCUUUUUGAAGUCCACGCCCAUUACUGUGAUUCUGAAGACAUGCUCCGAUUGGUUGUCACUAUUCUGAUGGGCGUGGCUGCUGGGACUGCUAUUGUUCUUCUGGUCAAUGACAUCAUAUCGGCAAGAGGUUAAACAGAGAAAACAGACGAGACAGACUAUCAUAAAUAUUCUGACAUAUAUAUAGAUUAAAACUCCAAUAAAUAUUAAAUAUGUGUGGUCUAAUUGUUUAGUGACGGCGAAAGGAAGCUUUGCUCACCAAUGCUCUCUUCUGAAGUGGAGUGGAAAAGCGUCGUUACCAGAAUCUGGUGUAUUGAGGCCAUCUAGUGGCCAAAACAGUCAAUAUGCUUUAAUAUCUCAUGUUAUUCUUUAAUACCAUCCUUUUUUUUUUCUGUAUUAAUUUUUUUUUUUUUUUACUUUUUUACAUUUUUUUUCAUAAAUGUAUGCAGCAACCCUGCAAAUAUAAAUGUAAAAAUUAUUUGUAAUAAAUCAACAUAGAAUUAACUGAAUAUUACAUCCAUGUAUCAUGCGCCUAUAUUAUAACUGCAAGGGUGUCAUAAUAAGAAUAAACGAUUCAGAUUUGAAUGACGGUUGAAUAAAAACAUAGCAGCCUUUAUUCUGGACAUUUUUUUUUUCUUUUUUUUUUUCUGAGGCCUAAUUAUUGGAUUUUACUAUAACGAGUUCUAAACCAUUAACCAAACCACUAACCUCCAACAUGAGUCACAGCAUUACAAAUUAUAAAAAUAUGUAAAAAUCUGUAUAAAUAGAUUGCAUACAAGUUAUGGCCUUUAUUUACAGAAUAACGAAAGAACAAUAUAUUAUGCAGUUAUUCAUAUACAUAAAAGUGGGCUCUUUGCAAACCAAAUUCACAUUUUAUAAAAGACUUUACAUAAACCUUUUAGAACAACAACAAAAAAGGCACUGAAAAUAUAUUGUGUAUAUUUAUUAUGCAUAUAAAUACAAUAAUGAUUGCAGAGUAAAUUUUGAUCUUGAAGGGAAAAAAAAUGUAAACAAGAGAAAAGACAUAUGAGGCAAUGCACCCAUAUUUCAACAUUGGUCAUGAUUCUCUGAUUGAUUUUUCUUCAAGAUCAUGGGUAGUGUAGUUCUUCAUGUCAGUUAAAAACAGUUUCUUACUCACAGAUCUGUGGUAAGUUUACAUAGAAUCAUUAAAAUGACACCGUUCUUGAAGUAAAAAUCCCAUUCAUUUUCUCCUUUGAGAAAUGACUUCCAAAUGUUGAUUAACAUUAUAGACAUGAGUUAAUGGACAAAGCCUGAAACAUCAUAAAAAUCUUUAAAAAUGUCAUCUAAAUCUUUAAAAAUGUAAUAUGUAUUAUAUAAAACACAACUCAAUGUAAAAUGCAUCUAUCAUUAGUUUUUCCUAUAAAUAAACACACACACACACACACACACACA
Ctenopharyngodon idella (grass carp) is the source of this 5401-nucleotide messenger RNA. RefSeq names its product SLAM family member 5-like. Bases 719 to 2833 code for a protein of 704 amino acids. NCBI's taxonomy places the organism in Eukaryota, Metazoa, Chordata, Actinopteri, Cypriniformes, Xenocyprididae. The transcript is spliced from 11 exons. The record is from RefSeq and is a predicted model, not a curated record.